AUGAUGUACGGAUCGGAGACUUGGGCAGCACCAUCAACGGUUAUGGAGAGGCUUGACUGCACGGAACGAAAGCUGCUUAAACGGUUACUUGGCUACUUUUGGCCUAGGGUAUGUCACAAUGAAGAUCUUUACGCAGAAAUUGAUGUGGUAUACCGGCGGAUGACACGUGGAAAACACCAACAUCUUGCACCGCCAUCGAAAGUGGCUAAAGUAAAUCGUCUUCGCUUCUUUGGUCAUAUAUUAAGGAGACCGGCAGAUCGCCUUGUUCAACGAGUUUUGAGGAGUUCGUGGGGUUCGAGCUGGAAGAAGCCACCUGGCCGAAAACGGAAGUUCUGGACUGAGGCGGUGAAAGAGGACCUGAGGACACUCGGCGUGGAGAGGCAGUUCAGGCGAGACGUAAGGUUUCGCAGAGUAUGGAAUAGCGACGAAUGGAUUGAUUCUGAGCAAGCUCUCGCAGCAGGAUCGAGAAGGGUGGGGAGAGCUGUGUUAAAGGACGGCACACCACGGCGAAGAUGCGGGGAAACGGGUCAGGGGAUGACAUAA
Necator americanus (New World hookworm) is the source of this 543-nucleotide messenger RNA. RefSeq lists its product as uncharacterized. The transcript has a single exon. The coding region runs from base 1 to 543 and encodes 180 amino acids. NCBI's taxonomy places the organism in Eukaryota, Metazoa, Nematoda, Chromadorea, Rhabditida, Ancylostomatidae. The record is from RefSeq and is a predicted model, not a curated record.